AAUCGAACGCCCAAUUAGGCGGAAAAACACUAGAGAGGGAUAUGAUUAAUUACAAAAGUUUUUCGAAAAUGAUCUUGUUCAUUUUUGGCAAUUUAAUUGUAUGUAUCCUGAAGUGUUUGCGGAAUGAUGCUAUCUUAUCAGAACACAAACAGAGUUGGAGAACACACAACAUAUGUGUGGAAGAUGACACUUUCAAAAGACCAAAAUUCACAGCAAGCACGAAUUUUCAUAAACACGCUUGCACCAAGUUAGAUGGCCAAGCCUGCUCAUUUAGUGUUGCUAAAAUCAGUAAAAGCACAAGAUUUUAUCCUUACUUCAAGGAUUAUAUCGAAGCUAUUCAUGACACUCAUAUUACUGCAAUGGUAAAAAGUCCUGAAAAAGCAUGUUACCAUAAUCGAAAAGGAGUCAUUUUGCAAAACAUACUAGCUGCUUACAACUUUGAUCUUGAGUUCAUAUAUGUUAUAAGUGGACGGGAAGACUCAGUUCAUGAUUCAAAAGUUCUACAAGAUGCCUUAACAAGAAGAACUAACAGACAGCCAGUUCUAGAAAGUAAUAAUAAUCAAUAUCAUAUUUUAUGUGUUCUGAUGUUUCAGGAAAAUAUUAUC
Molecule: messenger RNA, 605 nt
Organism: Thlaspi arvense
Lineage: Eukaryota; Viridiplantae; Streptophyta; Magnoliopsida; Brassicales; Brassicaceae
Source: the annotation of a GenBank genome assembly